This is a messenger RNA of Xiphophorus couchianus (Monterrey platyfish), 4228 nucleotides long. RefSeq lists its product as uncharacterized. The record is from RefSeq and is a predicted model, not a curated record. Gene Ontology annotation, biological process: response to bacterium. Bases 3305 to 4066 code for a protein of 253 amino acids. The transcript has 3 exons. Lineage: Eukaryota; Metazoa; Chordata; Actinopteri; Cyprinodontiformes; Poeciliidae.
UGUAGUGAUACAGUCCAAAUUUGUUGGGAUCCAAAUUUUUCAAUGAAACAAAAUUGUGACAUCCUUCCAGAAGAGUCUUCUAUCACAACAAUCCAAAAAAACAGACACUCCACCUGUGGUACAGUACAGCAAAUGGCAUUUUUUCUGCACCUAGGAAACAUCUGUAGAACUACAAGCUGGUUUCUGAAAGCAAACCACAACCACUAGUGCUAAUCCUAAAUGCUCAAACAAACCAAGUGGACCCUAUCUUCUUGAAGACAUUUCACAUUAUUCAGAAGGCUUCUUUAGUGCUAAACUUGUGUUAUCAAAUAAGUAGCUAAUUAGUUGCAGUCAGAACAACCGCACCAAUACGACCACUGAUGUCAGUGAUGGGGGCAUUAAAGACGCGCAUGUCAUUGGUCCUCCCGUCUACUUGGUUCAAUCUUGGGUCAUUGUCACUCAGGAUUCAUUUGUCCAGGUUGACUCUACACCAACCCGCCUUCAGCAGAAUCCCCAUGCAUGUAGAUUGAUACCGAACACAGAUGUAGACGCUGCAGUCACCUUGAAAAAAAAUCCCCUGCGGUCUAUAAAUAUGUCUGUGAGCACCGGUUGGAUCUUUUGGUGCACAAUUGUGUCAUCCGUCUACUGUCCCCUCGUGUGGUGACGGUGGUUUGACCUACUCAGCAAAAGUUUCCACCAGUGGAAACGCUUGUUCUUGCCAAGACGGAGGAGGCUGCAUGGCCUUGAGCUUCCAGCUCCACCAUAUCUGUGUGAUCUGGACUUGCUGUGAACAACUGGAACAACAAAAGUUGAGCGACUGUAGGACAUUUUGAACUUGAGGAAGAUGUAAAGGACAUGUAUGACUUUAGAUCAGCUUCGGUUGAUAAAGUCUCUUUCUGUCUCUCCAGAUUUAAAAGAAAAAAAAAAUUUAAGAGGAGAAUCCCAUGUUACUAUUGGAAAGGUUCCACAAACCAAAGGCUUUCUUUAAAGAAUCUAUAAUCAUUGUAGAAUAUUCCAGCUCAGAUUUUACCAUUCAAAGAAUUGUAGAUGAUAAAAGGCCUCAAAGGGCCUUUUAAUCCAUUUAGUGGUCAAUCAGAUGUUAGAAAUUAGAUAUUGUGGUUUUAUUGUUAUGUGAUCUUUUGCCACAGAAUCCUGCUGGUCCUCUACAGCCAUUAGAUAAAAAGGUAAUCCCAUUUGAGAACGUGAAAAAUCUGGAUACCAGAGGAACUGUGUGACGGGUCAAACUUAAAAACAUAUUAUCCAAUUGCUACUAUGUCAAGUAGAAAAGAUACCAGCAGUGAUUAAUUGUGUCUGCCAAUCAAUCUACCAAGGAUUGGAAGAUAAUUUCCAAACAUCUUGACUCAAUGGGUCUAGAGUAAGAGUGGUUAUUCAUUGGAAGGACUCUGAACACCUCUGAGAAACAGAGAACCUGGUAAAAUGUGACAAAGUGCUGUCCUCUAGGAGGUAGGGAUUACUUGAAGUCACUGAUGGCAGAUUUUUAAGUACCAACUUCUCAAAUGACUGGUUCUUUCUUCUUUUGGUGUAAAUUUGCAACCAAGGUAGACGAAACACCAUCUCUAACUACACAACACGCCAAACACCGAGGCAGGUAGGUUACAGCAGCAGAUGUCCAUACUUGGGGACCACUAUUGUUAGCUAAACACCAAAAACUGUUUAUCAAGAUUUGAAUAUCAAGUAGAGAACAAUGUCCUGUUCCAAUAAGUCUUGAUUCUACAUUUGGAAUGUGCUACAAUCUAGUGUCGUUUUUCAGCCAUGACAAACCCACGAUGCACAGAGCCACCAGAAACCUCGGGUAAGUCGUCUCCACUCUUGGUGCUCCUGGGGACUUUUAAAAAAAAAAAUACUUUCACUUCAUUUGCCGAGGUAAUGGACUCUAGCUAUUUUUAUUUUCAAGUUCUGGCAUUUCAGUAGAGACUUAAUAAAAUAAAAAUGUCCAACAUUAGAUCAAAGGUGCGGUUAUACAGGUGGACUGGUAGUGAAGGACCCUGGAGGAGAUGGAGAAGGAAAACGUCACGGGUGUGCUAACAGAUGACCAUUGGAUCGUCCACCAUGAACCACUGCGUGCCCAUGUCAACAUUGAUACUUUUUUUUUUGCUGGAGCGAGAGUCUUCAAAACCAAGCUAAUUCUCUCAGGAAACAAAUAUGCUCCAAGAAAUCUUGUGUCAUUUUGUGCUGCCAAACAACGGAGAAGCAGCUCUUUACAGGCGUCUUCACAAAUACACGGUACAAAGCUUGAGAUACUUGACACUGAGUUCGUACGCUUCAUACGCUGAAAGCUAAACCUGAGUCUGUCGGUGCUGCAGAGUUUCUGCGUUACAUCCUGACAUCAAUGCCAAGCUGCUCAAACGCUCCGCAUGUUCGCUCACGCGAACAUCCUAAAGGAGUCGUCUCACUUCACUCAAAUGGAAGAUUUACUCAACUCAGAGCUUAAUCCCAAAACACUGACCAAGUUGUAUCCAAGAUGAGACACCAGCUAUCUGGCAGAGUCACUUUUAGAUCUUUUCCUUGUGCUGUUACAAGACGUUUGAUUUUCCUUUGAAUAAAAAAUUAUGUUUUGCUUGUUUGCCAGUACAAGAAUGUUUCCACUCAAAAUUACUCAAGUAAAAAAUGGUUUUACAUAACAUAGACUUUUUUAAUUCCAGGUUCAGUAUGCGCAGUAAGUCUUCAAUAAAAGUUAAACCAGUCCAGUCCUCAACUAGUACCUUUUUUUUUUUUUUUUGGCCCUCUGUGUAUUGGAGUUUGACCACCUGAUUUACAAUAUAAGACAUUUCACUAUAGUGACCAAUGAUUAAGUAGCGUUAUCCCAGAUAUGUCUUGGAUAACUUCUACCAACCUGGAAUGUAAUAGUUCCCUUUGUAAAUCGAGAUGACCGAGUCUCAACCAUUAACACUGAAAGCAGACACUGGUCAUGUGAGGCUUGAGUCCACUCUGAUUGGCUUGUCACAACCAGUCUUGUCUCUAGGAAGUAGAGCACAGUAAGAGAUUCUAUCAGUGAAGCAAAACCAUUUAAAGAAAAUGAUUCCUCUUGUGUUUAUUGGCUAUGUGACAUGUCUGAUCCUGGGUAAGUUGUGACUUUAAAAGUUUUUUUUUAUUUUCUCUUCAAUGUUCCAGCCUUAGCAGAAAGUUACGUGUCUGUGUUUCUUCUCCAUUUUCAGUUCAUUUGGAAGCUCAGACUCCAUCACCGUCUUUGCAUUUUGAAUCAGUCAGCGUCGGCUCAGAUGUGACUUUAAAGUGUUUCUAUAAAGAAACUGAUGGAGUGAUUUUCUACUGGUAUAAACAAACUCCAGGGCAGAAACCACAGCUGAUGUCAGAGUUUUAUAAAUAUAAGAGAAAUGGCUCACUUACGGGUGAAUUUUGCAAUGAUCCACGAUUUGAGCUGGAAACUGGCAAAGACAAAAACCACUUGAGGAUCUGCAAUGUGCAAAUGUCAGACUCUGCUACUUACUACUGUGCAGGAGUUCAUACAUAUCUGUAUACAUUUCUAGAGGGCAUUACAGUCCAUGUAAAAGAACCAAAUCUGAACAUUUGGACCUUGGUCGAUCAGUCCAGAUCUGAGAUCAUCCAGCCAGGAGGUUCUGUGACUCUGAAGUGUACGGUACAAAGCGGGACCUGUGAUGGGCAACACAGAGUUUUCUGGUUCAGAAACUCUGAAGAACACCUUCCAGAGAUCAUUUACACCAAUGGAGCCAGUGAUGACCAGUGUAAGAAGAAGCCAACCACACAGGCACACAGCUGUGUGUACAGCCUGUCCAUAGAGAGUCUGAACGCGUCCAAUGCCGGGACCUACCACUGUGCCGUUGCCUCAUGUGGACACAUUCUGUUUGGAAAGGGGAUGCAGCUGGACUAUGAGAAAAAGUCUGACUCCCUUGUCCUGCUGUACGUCUUGAGUGGAGCUUUAGCAUUCAGCAUCAUCAUGGUGGUAAUUCUGGCUACAAAUGCAGAUGAUUACGAGGAUGCAGAAAAUCUCCAUUAUGCUGCUUUAAGCAGUAGAAAACUCAGCAGAUCGAGAGGGAAGAGGGACGCCACCAGUGAAGUUGUGUACUCCAGUGUUGGGCCUCAGAACUGAAGUUGCUUCUUUGUGUUGUUAGGCUAAUGCAGUGGUUCCCAAAGUGUGGGGUGCGCCCCCUAGGGGGGCGCCGUGCCAUUGCAGGGGGAGCACAGGAAGCGAUAUGGAUAAAUGAAAAAAAAAAAAAACAGUUACAUAAAAGUGUUUCACUGUUAAAAUGGC